Messenger RNA from Leishmania mexicana MHOM/GT/2001/U1103, 1599 nucleotides. RefSeq lists its product as hypothetical. Bases 1 to 1599 code for a protein of 532 amino acids. The transcript has a single exon. The record is from RefSeq and is a predicted model, not a curated record. NCBI's taxonomy places the organism in Eukaryota, Euglenozoa, Kinetoplastea, Trypanosomatida, Trypanosomatidae. Gene Ontology annotation, biological process: protein phosphorylation. Gene Ontology annotation, molecular function: ATP binding; protein kinase activity.
AUGAAGCUGUUGCGCGGUAAGGUGCGCAAGGUGAUGUUGGCAGUGGUUGGUAUCCCUACCAUAAGUGUGGGGGGUCUUUCCGGGUAUGUCCAAUAUCGGCAACGCACUCGUCCGCCGCCCCGAGUGCUAAAGCCCCUCGUGGACGCGAAUGGCAACCUCAUCUUGGAGGGCCGCGUGGUGUCGCGCCCGUCGCGCAUCGCCGUGUGCUGGCGCUUGGUGGAUCUGGCUCUCAUCUUCAUUCCUGUGGCGGCUCUGUACUUCAUCAUGUCGCUGCGUAAGGAGUGGUAUGAUCGGUGGCUGGAGAUGUUGCUGGCGGCGGUGCAGCGCGCCGGCCCCGUCUUUGUGAAAAUUGGCCAGUGGAGCUGUACACGCGAGGACCUGUUCGCCCCUGAAUUCCGCAACAUCUUCAAACGCUUGUACAAUGAGGUCGACGUGCAUUCGUACGAGGACACGCUGCGCAUCUUGGGUGAGGAGCUGAAGUGCGACCCGCUCACGAUCUUCGAGUCCGUGCAGCGUGAGACGGUCGGCUCUGGCUCCAUUGGCCAGGUGCAUCUCGCGAAGCUCAAGAAUUCAAACCGCAAAGUUGUCGUCAAGGUGAUGCACCCGGACAUCAUUGAAACGAUUGUGCUGGACUUCGCCAUUCUCGAUAAUUUGGCCAAGAAGGUGGACGCGUGGUUCCCCAGCCUUGCCCGCUACCGCCUCCCGUCGCUCUCUUUGGCCUUCACGACUCACUUGGCGGCGCAGCUGGACUUCCGCAUGGAGGCGCAAAACCUUGAGCGGUUCCGCGAAAACUUCAAGUCGGAGCGCUACGUAGAGUUCCCUGAGCCGCUCAUGUCGACGCAGCGGAUGCUGGUGGAGACCUUCUGCGAAGGUAAGCCGGCAAACCCGGAGUUUCUCGCGUCGCUGCCGCCGCACGCUCGCGAUGUGUUGGCGAACAAGGGCCUCAACACGUGGUGCAAAAUGCUCCUGCGCGACAACUUUAUCCACGGUGAUAUGCACCCAGGCAACAUCCUCAUCGACUGCACGAGCGACCCGCACGAGCCCACGGUCACCAUGAUCGACGUCGGACUGUGCCAGCAACUUACCGAGCACGAGGGCGCGGUCACGCACGAUUUGAUGGAAUCGUUUGUGCGCUGGAAUUCUAACCAGUGCGCGGACAGUCUUCUCGCCAUGUCCGACAGCCAGCCGCACGCUAACGCGGACCUCUUCCGCCGCGACUUGGCUGAUCUCUUCAAGCACUUCCGCCCUACGCGCAACGACGAGAACGCUGUCACAAACAUUCUGCAAUCCGUUUUCGAGAGCAUUCGUCAGAACAAUGUGCAGAUGGACCCCGCCUAUGUGUCGCUUCUCUUCGCCGUCCUCGUGCUGGAGUCCUUCAUCAUGAACCUGAACCCGGACUUUAAUAUGGUGCGCCACACCGCGCCGUGGCUGGUGAGCGAGGGCCACCUGUCCAAGGGUGUCGUAAAGAACCUCGUCAAGACGAAGAUAGACAAUCUGAAGCGUACCUACGGCAUCGUCAGCGGCCGCAUGGAAGACGAUCUGCGGCAGGAGUUACAGGGCAAGACCGCGAACUGGUGGAUAAACAGCAGUGCUUGGUAA